Molecule: messenger RNA, 2884 nt
Organism: Osmerus eperlanus (European smelt)
Lineage: Eukaryota; Metazoa; Chordata; Actinopteri; Osmeriformes; Osmeridae
Gene: tut1
Product: terminal uridylyl transferase 1, U6 snRNA-specific
Exons: 10
Coding region: 403-2859 (818 amino acids)
Cellular component (GO): mitochondrion; nuclear speck
Molecular function (GO): RNA binding; zinc ion binding; poly(A) RNA polymerase activity
Source: RefSeq, a predicted model, not a curated record
AAUUGUUGUGCAAAAAUGUGACUUGAGAAAGUGUCAAAUUUAAAACUUUUGUCCAUUAAGGAAUGUUGUAAUAUAAUUCCCAUAUAAAUACAUAGGAACCAAAAGUAUUUGCACUAAUUAAAAAAGGUUCAAACGCAUUGCAAUCUCAUACAUCGUAAGCAUUUUAUCAAUGCAGAAUAAAUAAUCCACUCUUUUGCGCUGGCCGGUCUGAGAAGGAUGGUUUUGCAAUAUGGAACUGAAUAGACAUUGGUACGAUACACGGACCAAUUAACAGAUGGACCUAGGAAAACGCACGGUGAACGACGGAGGGAGAUUUGACAAAGUUUGGUGGCCACAGCACGUAGCUAGCUAUCUAUCUUGAGAAUUUCUUUCUCUCUAAUUCCGGAUUUGGCAUCUUUCAACAUGGAAUUAGACACGGACAUACGAGAAACUGCGAGAGGGUUUCAUUGCAACUUGUGCAAUGUGAAUAUGCCCAACAAGCCCAGCAUGGAUGACCAUGUGAAAGGUCGAAAGCACCAGAAACUGAGCACCGUGCGAGCCACACGGAAGGCUCAAGAGGAGCACAGCGUGUUCGUCAGUGGCUUCAAGGAGAGUACGUCUCAGGCAGACUUGGCGGACUACUUCCAAAAGUUCGGCCCGGUGUCAGAAGUCAUCAUGGACAAAGACAAGGGUGUUUAUGCCAUUGUGGAGUUCAAUGAGAAGGACAGUCUGCAGACAGUUAUGUCCCAGAUAGAGCAUCGUAUGAAUGGCCUAAAGCUACGGGUCAAACCCAGAGAGAAAAAGGAGUUCAAGCUGAUUCCCAAGAAGAAGCCGGACUACAAUAACAUGCAGGAGAUUUCAGAGCGCUUGUCCUCUGAGUUGUGCCAGACAGCAUCAGUGAAUGAGCAGAUGCAGAAGUUGGUGGAAAGACUGCAGCUGAGAGACAAUGAGAAGAAAGCCAGAUCACUGCUGCUCCAACUGCUGCAGGAGGUCUUCAAAGAGUUCUUCCCAGAAAGCCAGAUCCAUCUCUUUGGCUCCUCUGUGAACACGUUUGACAUACACUCCUGUGACUUGGACCUCUUCCUGGACCUGGAGAACACCAAGAUCUUCCAGGCCCGAGCAAGAAGCUCUUCAGAACAGGCGGGGGAAAGCAUGUCGGACGACGCCCGCUCCGAAGACUCCAUCCUCUCCGACAUCGACCUGACCACAGCCACGCCCGCUGAGGUGCUGGACCUGGUCGCUGUCAUUUUGAGGAAGUGCGUCCCUGGAGUGCACAAGGUCCAGGUGGUGGGCAGCGCUCGUCUGCCUGUGGUCAAGUUUGUCCACCGUGAACUCAACCUUCAGGGGGACAUCACCAUCAACAACAGACUUGCUGUGAGGAACACCCGCUACCUGCAGCUCUGCUCUCAGAUGGAGGCCAGGCUCCGCCCCCUGGUCUACACCAUCCGUUUCUGGGCCAGGCAGAAGCAGCUGGCAGGCAACCCCAGCGGAGCUGGUCCCCUGCUCAACAACUACGCUCUGACUCUGCUGGUGAUCUACUUCCUGCAGAACUGUGACCCCCCAGUCCUGCCCACCGUAGACCAGCUGAAGGACAUGGCAUGCGAGGAGGAAGAGUGUGUGAUCGAAGGCUGGAACUGCACCUUCCCCAGCCAGCCCAUCGCCGUGCCCCCUUGCAGCAACACCCAGGACACCUAUACUCUACUGGCCGCCUUCUUCUCCUUCUACGCCAACUUUGACUUUGCCAGCUCUGUCAUCUCCCUCCGCCAGGGCUGCCCACUCCCCAUCACGGCCUUCCUCAGCCGGUCUGGAACCCCCUCUCCAGUGCCCAUGGAGUGGACCAAGCCCUCCCAGGAGAGACCUCCUCCCCACAGCCACGGGCCUAAGCUGGGACCCCUCAACCUGCCGGACCCCUUCGAGCUCAGCCACAACGUGGCGGGCAACGUGACGGAGCGCGCCCAGAAGAGCUUCCAGAAGGAGUGCCAGGAGGCGGAGAAGUACUGCCGCAGCCUCCAGUACCAGCGCAAGUCCACCAAGGGGAAGGUCUGGGGGGUGCUGCGUCUCCUGACGCCCCCCGGAGACGGCCCGAGGAAGACGUCCGCGGCCGACAAGAAGGAGCUGGUCAUCGGCAUCCCCUUCAAGGCCGCUCAGCUCCCCGAGACGGUCCGCUGCCAGCUCCACUCCGCCGGAGACGGCUUCCGUCUGCUCUGGUUCCAGAGCGUGUGCUCCGCCGUGGAGGAGUUGUUCCGGAACAUUCUCAAAUGCAGCCCGGGGAGCGCCACAGAGUCCCCCAUGAAGCAGGACCAAGGACCCAAAUCCGAGACCGCAAUGGAUACCGCUGAUGCCGUCUUCAAAACCCCCAGCAAGUCAGCCGCCGACAACAACGAGGCAGGUCUUGACCGCGCAUCCUCCAGCAGUGAGACGAGUCCUCAGGUCCCAGCCGCCGUAGGAGCCAAGAGGCCCCUGUGCUCUGAGAGCAGCGAUGCUUCCAUGUCUCCACAGGAGAAGAGGCAGAGGCUGGACAGCAGCCCCAGGUCCAGCUCCCAGUCCUGGACCUGGGUCCAGAGACACAAGGUGUGGGCUGGCCGGAGGAAGGUGAGGCGGGAGCUCUUGAAAGGUGUGGUGGACGUGGGUCCGGAGGGGAGCAGCCCUCAGCUGGAGACCCAGGUGACGGAGCACAUCGUGAAGACGGAGCCGGAAGAGAAGGAGCCGCUGGAGUUCAGAGUUCAGGCCCAGGUGUUGGGUGGGACGGAGAGCACUAAGACAGUGGUGAAGUUCAGAACGACCAAUGACAGAGCAGGACUGUUUCAGGACUUUUUUCACUUCCUGGAGGUGUUUCUGCCAAAGAUGGUAGAUACUCUUCUGGAGAGACCUGUUUCGUAGAUAAAAGCAAGGUUGUGCUGGGAUA